Messenger RNA from Arabidopsis thaliana (thale cress), 903 nucleotides. RefSeq names its product Late Embryogenesis Abundant 4-5 (gene LEA4-5). The transcript has 2 exons. Gene Ontology annotation, biological process: embryo development ending in seed dormancy. The record is from RefSeq and is marked reviewed. The coding region runs from base 118 to 594 and encodes 158 amino acids. Lineage: Eukaryota; Viridiplantae; Streptophyta; Magnoliopsida; Brassicales; Brassicaceae.
CUAUGGCUAUAUCUAUGGGACAUGCUCGGUGAGCAAAACAAUAAACAAAAGUAAUCAGAAGAUAUCUUUGUAACAUCUUUGAAUUUCGCUAAAGGAAAAGAGAGAGAUUUGGUAAAAAUGCAGUCGAUGAAAGAAACAGCUUCGAAUAUUGCAGCUUCUGCAAAAUCUGGCAUGGACAAAACCAAAGCUACCUUGGAGGAAAAGGCGGAGAAGAUGAAGACACGAGACCCUGUUCAGAAACAGAUGGCUACACAGGUUAAAGAAGAUAAGAUCAAUCAAGCUGAGAUGCAGAAGAGAGAAACGCGUCAGCACAACGCGGCCAUGAAAGAAGCGGCUGGAGCCGGAACCGGUUUAGGUUUGGGGACGGCCACUCACUCGACCACUGGACAAGUCGGACACGGCACUGGGACACAUCAGAUGUCGGCUCUGCCUGGUCACGGAACGGGACAACUGACCGACCGCGUUGUGGAGGGCACGGCUGUGACCGACCCGAUUGGAAGGAACACUGGAACUGGUCGGACAACCGCUCAUAACACUCACGUUGGUGGUGGUGGUGCCACCGGGUACGGAACCGGCGGGGGAUAUACUGGAUAAACGGUGUUGUUCACUUGUUCUGUUAUUUGCUCUGUUUUUGUUGAAUCGAAAUUUCGUGGUUUUCUGUCUUACUUUCGUGUUCUGUUUUUUUUUUUUCUUUUUCUUGUGCUUCUGAAUAAUUGUAGGACUUCGAUCUCAUCUAGGUUUUUGUUGUUGGAUGAUAGUCUUACUUUAUGAGUAGAAUGUUCAUGCAAUGUAACAGUAGUAAAAUUAUCCGUUAACAAUAUUGUGCCCAUGCAACUUAACAAUAACAAUACAUUGCUAACUUUUUGAACUUUGAAGAGAAACAUUGCUAAUGCUAAGUUUUUG